CAAGUGCAACCAUCUGAGCAAACCGAGCCGUUCCACUCUGCUCUGCUCUGGCGCGCGGCUCUCACGGCCGGACUCCUGCGAUGGACUCCGGCGCGGGGGGGUGUCAUCAUGGCAUGGCUCGGCUCGGACUGUUUGCGCUUCUCGUGGGGCUGUGGUGGAGACUCAGCGACGCUUGUCCGGAAUCGUGCACCUGCAGCAUCUCGCGGAUCGUCUGUAUCGAUUCCGAACCGGGGAUCGAGGAUUUCCCCAUGCUCACGCUGGACGACAUGGAAAACAUCACCGAGAUAACAGUGACUGAAAUGGAGGGGGGUAAUAUCAAAGCUGUGUGCAGCGCCUCGGGCUCCCCCUUUCCUGUGAUCCAGUGGAAUCCUGAAAUGCUCUCAACCAACUUUGAGAUGGACCACUCAGGUACAGAGAGCAGCCUCGUAUUGUCAGGCCUGUCUCCAGAUGAUAAUGGCAAGGUGGUCGUAUGCAGCGCCGAGAACAUGGUCGGCCAGAACGAGGCCACGCUUCUGCUCAAUAUUCUCUUUCCCCCCACCAUCCAGAACCUACUGCCUCCAGAAAGGGACCAUCACUGGUGCAUCCCCUUCACCGUGAUGGGAAACCCCAAGCCCGAGCUGCACUGGUACCAAGAUAACAGGCUGUUGCAGGAACAGGGCUUCAUUCAAACCAUGAUUCACGAGUCCACUGAGAACGAGGACCACGGCUGCCUGCAGCUCGUCAACCCUACUCAUAUUCAUAACGGCGAGUACAAACUGGUGGCAAAGAACGAAUUUGGCCAGGAUGAGAAGACCGUCACCGCCCAGUUCAUCGAUCCACCGAACUUCAACCAUACAGAUGACAUGGAGUACUACGAUACACCACUGCCUCCACUGGACGACGGUGUUGCAGUGUAUGUAGUUGUGGGAAUUGCUGGAGUUGCCUUGACUGGUUGUGUUCUGAUGGUCAUCAUUCUGAAAUAUGGAAGGAACUCAAAGUUUGGUAUCAAAGGCUCCUCCUCAGUAAUCAGCAAUGAUGAUGACUCCGCCAGCCCUCUUCAUCACGUCUCCAAUGGCAACAACACCCCGUCGUCCUCGGAGAUGGGUCCAGACGCAGUGAUCAUUGGGAUGACAAAGAUCCCUGUCAUCGAGAACCCUCAGUAUUUCCGUAACCCCGGCAGCAUUCUGAAAUCCGACACGUUUGUCCAUCACAUCAAAAGACACAACAUUGUGCUGAAGCGGGAGCUGGGAGAGGGAGCCUUCGGGAAGGUGUUUCUCGCCGAGUGCUACAACCUGGUGCCAGACCAGGAGAAGAUCCACGUGGCGGUCAAGACCCUCAAGGAGGCCACCGAGAGCGGCCGAGCAGACUUCUACAGAGAGGCAGAGCUCCUCACAAACUUGCAGCACGAACACAUCGUCACCUUCUACGGCGUGUGCGUGGAGAGCGACCCGCUCAUCAUGGUGUUUGAGUACAUGAAGCACGGCGACCUGAACAAGUUUCUCAGGUCUCACGGUCCUGAUGCGGUUCUCAUGGCAGACGGUCAGCACAGUAUCCUGGUGGAGCUCACUCAGUCCCAGAUGCUGCACAUUGCCCAACAGAUUGCUGCUGGUAUGGUGUACCUGGCCUCGCAGCAUUUUGUCCACAGAGACUUGGCAACAAGGAACUGCCUGGUAGGAGAAAACCUGCUGGUUAAGAUAGGAGACUUUGGCAUGUCCAGAGACAUUUACAGCACGGACUACUACAGAGUGGGUGGUCACACGAUGCUGCCCAUUCGCUGGAUGCCUCCAGAGAGCAUCAUGUAUCGGAGGUUCACCACAGAGAGUGACGUGUGGAGCCUCGGGGUGGUGCUGUGGGAGAUCUUCACCUACGGCAAGCAGCCCUGGUACCAGCUCUCCAACAAUGAGGUGAUUGAAUGCAUCACGCAGGGCCGAGUACUGCAGCGGCCCCGCACCUGUCCCAAGGAGGUGUAUGACCUGAUGCUGGGCUGCUGGCAGAGGGAGCCCUACAUGAGGCUGAACAUCAAGGAGAUCCAUGGCAUGCUCCAGAGUUUGGCCAAGGCCUCUCCCGUCUACCUGGACAUACUGGGCUGAUGCACCGGCGUCCAUGUAUGUAGUUUACGUGUGCUUCGUACGUGGACAAGUAAAGAAGCAUUGAACAGCACAUUAAGGCAGAGGGAGGAAGCGGCGGUUUAGUGACUGCUCUGUGUACAGUAUCUGGCUGUAAAUGUGACUGUAAAUGCUGAUUGUCCAUGGCCUAUACAUCACAUGGAGGGAAGCCUUAAAUUUUAGGUUUUGCUUCUUUUUUUUUUGGUCAAUUUACAAACUUUAUAAGGCAUGUUUCGUUAAAAAGGAAAAUAAAUGCAAAGUUGUAUCGUUUUCCCCAAACCUUAAGCGCUGCAGUUGUAAAAAUAAACCAACAGACACCUUAUUCUGCCCAAAUUCACUCAUCUCUGCUCAGUUUCUAAUGUUUGCUGGAAAUAAACACACACAAAAAGAAGAAAUACCCUUUAAAAGACGAUGUGUGCAUUUUAUUUUAUUUAAAUUAAAACAAUCUAAACCCAUGUAUAACAGUACACAAGUAAAAAGAUCACGGUAAACCACAAUAUAUUUUUAAUACUAUGAUCAUUUAUGCUCUGAGUCAUACCCUAAUUUGACAAAAAGUUUGCGCAAAAUGUUUUAAAAGCAGCUGUGAAACGUGCUCAGACAUGUUGAAAGCGCAGAGACGUGGGACUCGGCUGCACAGGUUGUUUCACUUGAUUGUUCUGCUGCUGUGCCGUGCGUUGUUCAAUGGCCCAGAUGUCGAAGUGUUGAGGUGUUGCAGUUUGGGAUUUCACUUUACAGACCAGAGGGAGUUCAUCGUAAGGGCCAUCAGGGUAGUUCAAUGCUGUUUUGCACUGAUGUGGAUCAGUUGAUUGAUUUCUGUGUUUUCAACAUUUUUAGUUUUAAAUAUAUAGAAUAAAAGACAAUGAGACUGCGGUGAGUGUAUUAACAAUCAUCUAAAUGUCUUUGAGUUGACGCU
Molecule: messenger RNA, 2997 nt
Organism: Nematolebias whitei (Rio pearlfish)
Lineage: Eukaryota; Metazoa; Chordata; Actinopteri; Cyprinodontiformes; Rivulidae
Gene: ntrk2b
Product: neurotrophic tyrosine kinase, receptor, type 2b
Exons: 14
Coding region: 81-2069 (662 amino acids)
Biological process (GO): cell surface receptor protein tyrosine kinase signaling pathway; regulation of phosphatidylinositol 3-kinase/protein kinase B signal transduction; positive regulation of kinase activity
Cellular component (GO): plasma membrane; axon; signaling receptor complex
Molecular function (GO): brain-derived neurotrophic factor binding; ATP binding; brain-derived neurotrophic factor receptor activity
Source: RefSeq, a predicted model, not a curated record